GCUGUGAACACUCUGUAGAGCCGAUAUCAUCGGAUUUUUAUAAUAAUAGGUAAUAUUAUCAAACACAUAUCAUACGUUACGCGAUUCACGGUCUUCGCACACUCCGUUCACGGUGUAUAAAUGUUUAAUACGCUUAUAUUGUAGUAUAUUUCAGUAUAUAAUCGUCGUCAUCAUUCUUAGACGUAUACAAUAUCUGUAUACGUGCACACCGCAGCACGCCGCGCGUUUUGUAUUAUAUAUUAUAUCAUUGUAGAGACAAUUGUAAGCCCGCGGUCGCAUCGGUUUUGCUGGUCUUCGUUUAUCGCGACGAUUUCAGUACCUUUUUGUAUAAUAUUAUAAUAAACUGACGUACAAACACAAUACAAUACAAUAAUUCAAUUUAAUUUUAAAAAAAAUUUACACACUCGGUCGUGCGCAAAUUUUUUUCGCGGUUCUAUACUGUUUUUUAUACUGUUCCGAAAAUAAUUCCUCAUCACACAACGCGAUGCUUUGACCAAGACCGGUGUCGGUAAACAAACGUCUUCGGCGCGUUUUAUUGUACCACAGCAACGACAACGUUCAUAUAUUAUUCGAUACGUCUACCGUUAUACCGAAAUCACUCAUCAACGGUAUUAUCUGGAGAACUGAGUGCCAUAAUACUGCACGACCAGCAAUAACGAUUGAUGCGCGACAGGCAGUUCGUCACCGCACCGAGAAAAAAAACACGCCAUCAUGGUGCACACGGGAUCUUGUGGCGACCGACUACACAACAUACUGGUCAGCUAUUUGCCGAUACUGACAUGGAUGCCGAAGUACAAGAAGUCGGACUUGCUAUACGACGCCGUAUCGGGAAUCACAGUCGCGCUCACGCUGAUGCCUCAGUCCAUAGCGUACGCGUCGCUAGCAGGACUUGACCCACUCUUUGGAUUGUAUGCUGCAUGCUUUGGUAGCGUGAUGUACAUAAUAUUUGGAUCAGUACGGCAAAUUACUAUCGGUCCUGCGUCCGUUGUUGCAUUGCUCACAUUCAACUACGUCAAUCCAGCAUUACCAACCACGGCGGUAAUUCUCUGUUUUGUGUCUGGAAUUGUCGAGCUCAUAUGUGGACUUUUACGCUUAGGAUUUGUCGUGGAAUUUGUAUCGAUGCCAGUGACGGGUGGAUUUACAUCGGCUGCGGCUAUUAUUAUGGCAUCGUCGCAAUUGAAAGGACUUUUUGGCAUUUCUUUUGACGCCAAAAACUGUAUGGAAAUGUGGAUAAAGUUUAUUGAAAAUAUUGAACAUUUUCGAGUAGCAGACACCGCUAUGGGACUUAUAUGUAUAUUCGUGCUGAUAGGAUUGAAGAGCUUAAAAACCAUAAAAGUCAAUGCUAAAGGAAUGAAAGCAAAAUCAUAUUCUGUAUUAUUGUUUUUAUUGACCACCGGAAGCAAUGUUCUCGUAGUCAUCGUAUCGUCGAUAAUCGCAUAUUUUUCAAUUAGACAAGGCCAGUCACCAUUAGUGUUAACAGGUAAUAUAGCUAGUGGUAUACCACAAUUUCGGUUUCCGUUUUCGGACUAUGAAGACGAAGACGAAAAGUUCACAUUUUUCGAAGGACUGUCCAGAUUAUGGCCCGGUGCAAUAGUCGUUCCGUUGGUGUCAAUUUUAAGCACAGUGUCAGUCGCUAAAGCAUUCAGUGGUGGAAAAGUCGUUGAUGCAUCACAAGAGAUGAUAGCGUUAGGUUUCUGUAAUAUUUUCAGCUCAUUUAUGGGAUCUAUGCCAGUUGCGGGAAGUAUGACCAGGUCUGCUCUUAACCAUACUACCGGUGUCCGUACAACGUUCAGUUCAAUAUUUACUACUAUACUGGGUAUGCUGUCGUUAUUAUUCUUGACACCACUUCUCUAUUACAUACCCAAGUCUAGUUUGUCCGCUGUACUUAUAUGUGCGGUUACUUCAAUGUUUCGAUAUGACAUGAUGAUUUCGUUAUGGAAAACCAAUAGACGUGAUCUAAUACCAUUUGCCACCGCGUUUGUCGCAUGUUUGAUAUUCGAUGUGGAACUGGGACUUUUGUUCGGCAUCUGUGUUGACUUGCUGUGCGUGCUCUAUCGCAGUGCCAGACCAUCAAUUUCUAUCGAAAAAGAAACUAACUCGGGUUACGUAAAAUGGGUGGUUAGACCCAGCAGCGGUCUUCUAUUUCCUGCUGUGGACUACAUGCGACAGAGGGUUAUUGCCGAGAUGUCAUCUUUGGAAUGCUCGAACAAACCGAAUCUCAUAGUCGUAGACUGCGUGCAUUUUGACAAGACCGAUUUCACGGCUGCCCAAGGAAUCAAAUCUUUAAUAAAUGAACUAAAAUCCGAAUCAUGUCAACUCGAAUUGAUGAACGCCAAAGAAUGUGUAGCAGCUAUAUUAGAAGCUACGCUAAACGUUAAAAUCUUAUCAAUGGUCCCACUACAAGAUUCUGUCAAGAAAUUUAAUUUUAUUCAACCUGAUCUCAAUGGAAUUGAAUCGAUGACAUUACACGAGAUGAAAAUGAAAAAUAUCUGUGAACGCAAAACGUAAUUGUUUCUUUUAUUAUGUAAUUUUACUUUUGUAUACUAUAUUUUAUAAACUUGUAAGUAACUAUUUAAUUUUUUUUACUAUUUUACCUAUUGUUGAUUAUAUAAUAUUUAUAUACCGAAGAAUAUUUAUAAAUAAUGUAUAUUAUUAUAAAAUAUUGUGAAAAACUAAUAAAUGUUUUAUUAUUA
Aphis gossypii (cotton aphid) is the source of this 2693-nucleotide messenger RNA. Its product is annotated as sodium-independent sulfate anion transporter-like. The record is from RefSeq and is a predicted model, not a curated record. The transcript has 12 exons. The coding region runs from base 712 to 2508 and encodes 598 amino acids. Gene Ontology annotation, biological process: transmembrane transport. Gene Ontology annotation, molecular function: secondary active sulfate transmembrane transporter activity. Lineage: Eukaryota; Metazoa; Arthropoda; Insecta; Hemiptera; Aphididae. Gene Ontology annotation, cellular component: membrane.